Molecule: messenger RNA, 1837 nt
Organism: Nylanderia fulva
Lineage: Eukaryota; Metazoa; Arthropoda; Insecta; Hymenoptera; Formicidae
Product: sorting nexin-4
Biological process (GO): protein transport; positive regulation of autophagosome assembly
Cellular component (GO): plasma membrane; SNARE complex; early endosome membrane
Molecular function (GO): phosphatidylinositol-3-phosphate binding
Source: RefSeq, a predicted model, not a curated record
CAGCUCUCCGACGUGCGACGUGCCAGUGUCGAUACAACAGUGGUGAAGUGAUGGUCUGUGAUCGGGUUCGAGCGACCCGACGUGAUGUGAAGAACUGAAUUGGAGUCUUGCUAGCUUUAGCUAGGUCCGCAGGUAGUUGCACGCGUUUGUCGGGAAGACAUCAUGGAAGAAGUCUUUCAGAACGGAAAUUAUCAGAGGGAGGCUAACGCCAACAACAUGACUGCCGUGGAGACGCGAAAAGAGGACUGUUUGCUGGACCAUAUGGAAAUAUCAGUAGUGGAAGCUGAAAAAAGAGCAAACAAGGCACUUAAUCUAAGAGAAUUCUACACGGUAUAUCUCAUUGAAACUAAAAUCACUGAUCCAGAUUUCAAACACGCGUUAACUAGGGUAAGCUCAUUAUGGCGACGAUAUACCGAAUUUGAAUUGCUCCGCGCUUAUUUGGAAAUUUCUUACCCUUAUAUUGUGUUACCACCAUUACCGGAGAAGAAAGUUCUCUACGCGUGGCAAAAAGUGACGACUGAUACAUUUGAUCCCGACUUUGUCGAUCGUAGAAGAGCUGGUCUUGAGAAUUUUCUUAUAAGAGUGGCGUCGCAUCCUAUUCUUUCGCGCGAUGAGCAUUUCAUGGGAUUUCUCCAGCAGAGGGACGAUUGGAGAGAAAGCGUUAAAGAAACAGGGUAUCUGCAAAUUGCAGAAUCGAAACUGAAAGCGCUUAGUGUAGCUGUGCGUUUGAGAAAACCGGAUAAACGAUUCGAAACUAUAAAAAACUACGGAAUUGAGCUGCAGAAUAAUUUGUGCAAUCUUCUGCGAGUGCGUGCACGUCUCGUGGAAAAGCAACAUAGUCUGUACAAAUUGCACGCGAAUUACGGGCGCGUCUUCAGCGAAUGGAGCGCGAUAGAAAGAGAGAUGGGCGAUGGAUUGCAGAAAUCGGGACACUACUUGGACUCAUUAGCGGCAACGAUAGAUACCACUCUCGAGGAGGAAGAGCUCAUAGCCGAUCAGCUGAAGGAGUGGUUGUUCGGUGCAUCGGCGUUGCAGGCUGUAGUUAGACGAAGAGAAGCUCUGCAACUUGCAAAAGAUGAGGCACACGAUGCCUUGACUGCCACGUUCGAACAGAAGGAAAAAGUUAUGCAAGGUAAAGCCGGUCUGAUGUCACGCUUAUUCGGCUCCGUAGACACGGAGGAAGUUCGCGAGCUGAAAAUUCUUCAGCUGGAACAGCGAAUCGCGCAGCAUGAUGAGACUGUAAAACAAGUGGACGAAGAUUUAAAGUCUUUCUCCAUUAAAGCCAUGAUGGAUAUUGAGAGAUUCCAACAUCAGAAGGUUGUUGAUCUGAAAGAGAUUUUGGCCGCUUACUGCGUCUUGCAAUUUAAAUUAGCUAGGAAGGGUCUCCAAGCUUGGCAGCACAUCAAAGGAUGUCUCGAAAGUAUGCCGUAAACGUAUUUAUGGCGAAGCAGACUGUCAGAACAAUAAUCGUUCCCGUGUCUUUCGAUAUACAUUCCUGCAUCUGUAAGUUCACUCAUGCCCUACGCUUAUUAUCAUAUCGAUGUAUAUGAUGGUUAUUAUUUAAUGUCUUAGAUUUAUGUAUAGGUAAUAUUAUGUACGUAUGUAAUUCAUGUUGGAUAUACGUAUAUAUAUAAAUAUGUCUCGAAACACAUUAUUUAAAUAUUUAUAUGUAUUUAAUACACCGCUUAUGUGCGGGCACGAAUAAUCAAUUACAAUCAAUGAUGCGCGAAAAAGAGAUUGUACUUAAUCGUGUAUACAUCAAACCAAAAUGCGAUACGAACAUUUCUCGCAUUUGAUGAAAUGUGCUAUGUGCAAACGAUGACAGAUGUUAUCGUAA